GCAGUAGUUGAGCUGCUAAAAAUCGUCAUUAUCACCUGCCUAUAUAGCGACCACGAUCGACGGACGAUCCCCGGAAUCCUGCGCGCAUCGUCAACCGCGAUCGUUCACCACGACCUGCUCGCGUCCUCCAUGGUCUGUGAAAGCACAUCGUACGCCUCAAACGUCCCCGGAUGACUCGCGAGGAUAUCAUCGAUGCCUUCAUCGUUGGCAAGGAUCGCGUCUUUGCCGGAGGAGAGGGUGCACGACCUCGAAACGUCGAAGGCAUCCCACCUCCAUCUCGUGUCGCAGUCGAUGCUGACUUUUAUGAGUCGGUUGACUCGGUCUCGGAGGUUUUGUCGGUGUUCGACAUAGCUAGCGUCGUACGAGCUGGCGUCAAGGUGGAUUUGACCUACAACGUGGAGUAAUGGGUGUUGUAGUUGACCCCUGUGUUAAGAUUGAUUGGCAUCGCCGCCAUCGGAGACUCGCCGAUACCACCCCAAAGC
Punctularia strigosozonata HHB-11173 SS5 is the source of this 482-nucleotide messenger RNA. RefSeq lists its product as uncharacterized. The record is from RefSeq and is a predicted model, not a curated record. Lineage: Eukaryota; Fungi; Basidiomycota; Agaricomycetes; Corticiales; Punctulariaceae. The transcript is spliced from 2 exons. Bases 171 to 404 code for a protein of 77 amino acids.